AUGUUCGAAUCACUACUAAGGGAUUACUUCGAUAAUAACCCACAGAAGGAAUGGUCGAUUAUUAAUGCCCUGCGAUACAUAGAGUCAAAAACCGAACUAUUGUCUUCAGAUACAAUCAAUAUUUUCAAGGAUGAUAUGUAUUCGUUACUACAAAGUUUGAGUGAUAAACGCUAUGUGCACGAGUUUGCCAAGAAGAAGGCGAAGAAAAUUCUGGCAAACUAUGAUAAAUCAUUUUCUUCAGGUGAUAUAAAACGUUUUAUCGAUGAAAUUGAGCUAAAAAAUGAAAAAAAGGAAUUUCAAAUAUCGAUAAGUCGAAGAGUUACAUCCGCAAGUACAUUAAAGGCACUGGAGGAGCAUCGUGAGGACAGAAUAGCAAUCGGAGAUAUGCGCAACGCAGAAAGCACAACAUCAACCGUCGAAUUUGACUCUGAAAGGAAAUAUGAAGAGCUUGCGAAAGAAAUAAUGGAUAGAGAUGAGAAUGGUCAAAUUGUAUCUGAAGCUGCACAAGAGUCAGGUGAUUUCAGUGCGCAAAGUUACGAUCAAGAAGAUCAAGAAACAAAUGGCAACAAGCUUGAUGAAAUUGUUGUAACCAAGAUAUCGGCCUUACUUUUCUCGAACCUUUCUCUUGAAAGAAUUUGGACAAAAGUAAUGGAGCGAUUGAAGAGAGAUGGUUUGCGAGUACAGUCUAUUGAAUCACGAAUUAUAGAUCUUUCAAAUUGGACCAAAGUUGAAUGGAAUAGGAUUUUAAAAGUAUCAGACUACUCGCAAUUAUUUAUCAAAUCAAGAAAGAAGUUGUGCAAAGACAAAAUUGAUGAGAAUGUACGAAAAUUACUUCACAAUGGAACUGGUAAAAUGCAGUCAUUAUCAGACCUAAAAUUAUGGAAAGAUAAGUUUACAAAUUUGGAACCAUCUGAAGAUGCGAAAAUAACUGUUGGUAUUAUUGAGUUUUUCUGUCUCUGUUUACGAAGGGAGAUCAAUAUCUUAACUACAAAACACCGAGAACGGGAUUAUGUUGUUAAGAUUCUUAGUCCAAUAAUUGGAUUUCUAAUUGAAGAAUUCAACAUUGGUACUUUUGAACUUAAUUGGAUUGAAAAGGAUUCUCGUAGUGUUACUCGUCGAAAACGAAAAGCUUUACAUGAAAUGUACACAACACUAGACGCACCAACAAAAAAAGUGGAUUUAAUUAUCCUAUUGCGAAGUUAUCAAAUAGAAUUACUACCUUUGGAAGCUGGAAAUACUGAAGGGCCCAUGGAUGAUACAAAAUUUCGAGAGGAUCAUUCAAAAAUGAAGGUGAUGAUGAAAGAUUUUUUGGAUGCAUUUUGGAGUAGUUUACAUUUUAGAAAAGACGAACUUAAAGAAGUCUAUAUAAUGGGCAUUCAAGUAACGGGCAAUAAAUGGACUAUUCAUUCUCUCACAUAUGAUGAUUCAGUAAACUUUUAUUUUUUCACUGAGAUGGCUACAUUAACAUUACCAACAACACUAUCUGAUAUGGAAGGUCUCUUACCAGGUUUUUUGGAAAACCUUCUUGCACUAAGACAUACUCUAAUAGAUUUAGCUACAAUGAUUCAAAAGAUUGCCCAACAAAAACUUACUACACCAUCUCCACCUUCCUCACCAUUGCAUGAGACAUCAGAUACUCCGUCUAUAAAAAAGCAGAAGACAGAUUCUUUUUCUAUUUUAGACAAUUUAUAUGACUAA
Messenger RNA from Paraglomus occultum, 1698 nucleotides. The record is from the annotation of a GenBank genome assembly. NCBI's taxonomy places the organism in Eukaryota, Fungi, Glomeromycota, Glomeromycetes, Paraglomerales, Paraglomeraceae.